Messenger RNA from Raphanus sativus (radish), 482 nucleotides. RefSeq lists its product as uncharacterized. The record is from RefSeq and is a predicted model, not a curated record. The transcript has 3 exons. The coding region runs from base 113 to 397 and encodes 94 amino acids. Lineage: Eukaryota; Viridiplantae; Streptophyta; Magnoliopsida; Brassicales; Brassicaceae.
ACGAUAAAUCCUGAUCCUGGAGAUGAGCACACAGAGUUGUUAUUGCUAUAUAAAUCAGACAAACCUUUGCUUGAAGAAACAGAACACAUAACCUGUCUUUAAAAGAAAUUAGAUGGCGAGAAGACAACCCUUUCAACAUCAAAUAUUCUUGGUUUUAGCUGUGCUGUCUCUUGUGAUUGCAUUGAAGCCUGUCCAAGUCAUUGCAAGAACUGAUAAACCGAUAGACUGUGACACCAAGGGACAACAACUGAAUAAGAUUAGUUACCUGAGACGAAAUGAAAUCGAUCCUAGGAUAAGAACACGGACACGGAGGUUGAUGAAUGUUGUAGAGAUCAACGAUUAUCCAGGAUCAGGUGCUAACAGCCGCCACACUCGACCAUACUGUCCUGAUUGCUAAUUCCAAAUCCAAUUUCUUGUAACUUAGAGCACCUUUGAAACUGUAAUAAUUACACUCUAUAUAUGAUAUCCAUCAAGAUUUAACA